Symbiodinium sp. CCMP2456 is the source of this 2085-nucleotide messenger RNA. NCBI's taxonomy places the organism in Eukaryota, Dinophyceae, Suessiales, Symbiodiniaceae. The record is from the annotation of a GenBank genome assembly.
AUGGCCGCGAAGCAGAAGGCUUUGCAGGCUCUCCAAAGCCUCGAGUUGGCCCAGAAAAAGGAGGAAGACGAGGCAGCUGCCAAGAAGGCAGCCCGUCAAAAGAAGAACGGGCGCGAAGCGGCUCCGGUUGCUGCAGCCGUCAGCAACGGAAAGAAUGGCAAGACUGAGGCCGUCCAAACCAUUGAGAAGCCCAAGGCAGAGAAAUCCACCAAGGAGGCCGACCCGCUGAAGAACGGCAAUGCGAAGGUAACCGCCGAAGUCAGCAAUGGCGCGAAUGGGAAAACAGAGGUGGCCACGGCGCCACCGGAGGAGCCGGCCAAGAUGGAGGAGAAGGAGCCGGCCAAGAUGGAGGACAAGGAAGCAGCCCAGGAGCCCACAGAGGUUCAAGAACCGGAGGCCACUGAGGAGGUGUCAAAGGAGGACCCAGAAGACAUGAAAGCGGCGGAGGAAGUGGUGGAGAAGAUGAUGGACCUGGAGAAGGAGCGGGAGGCUGCCGCUGCGCCAGCAGCACAGGAGACAGAGGCUGUUGAUGCUCCGCCGGCUCCAGCCAAGAAGCAGGCUUUCACGGACAUCUUGAGCGGCGUUGACUGGGACAGCAUUGACAAUUCGGCUGGCAACAGAGAUCCGGAUCCCUUUUCGGCGAUUGGAGAUAUCCAUGCGAAAGCGGCCGAGGUUGACAGAAAGAAGCAAGACAAGAAGAAAGAGAUUGGUGGAGCCACCAAAGAGCUGGAUAGAGAGGAGUACUUCAGAAGAAAAGGGAUCGACCCUCGGCUGGGAGGGACUGUGGAUACAGAGUUGGAAGACUGGGCAGAUGAUCCAAACUACUAUCCAGAGGAGGAGGAAGAGGAUGAAGAGCCGGUCAUGAUCAAGCGCAAACGAGGUGCUGAUGACCAGGUCGAUUGGAGCUUCUUGCAAAAAGGCGACGUCGAAGGUGAAGUGACAGUGGGCAUCCGCGAGGUCGCAAUUCGCCUUGGUGGUCGUCAGGUGCUUCAAGACGCGUCAUGGACGGUGAAAACGGGAGAGAAGUUGGCACUGGUCGGCGCUAACGGCUGUGGCAAGACAACACAGCUUCGGGUGCUGCUCAACCAGUUGACCCCGGAGAAAGGCGAGGUGGUGAAGAGCCCUUCGAAUGCAAAGGUGGCUAUCCUGGAGCAGAGCUUCGUCGACGAGAUGGACCCUGAGCGAACGCUUAAGGAGGAGUUGCUCUCUGCUUUGCCGGAGCAGAAGGCCAUCCUAGACGAGAAGGAGGAGGUCGAGAAGGCGCUGGAGGCGAAUCCAGAAGAUCCGCAGGAGCAGAUGCGGCUCGUCGACAGGCUUACGGAACUCACCACGAUGGAGGAGGAGUACGGGACCUACAAGUUGGACGACCAGCUUGCGACCAUCAAAAGUAUUGCCGGAUUCUUGGACGAGGAUCUGGAUCGAAAGGUUGGCCUCUUCAGUGGUGGCUGGAAGGUCCGCAUCGGUGUGAGCAAGCUCUUCAUGAGCAGCCCUGACAUUCUCCUCCUCGACGAGCCCACGAACCACUUGGAUUUGGAAGCGGUGGAGUGGAUUGAGAGUUUCAUCAAAUCCCUGCAAAAUCCAGUUGUCGUCGUGACGCACGACCGCGAGUUCAUGAACCGCACCUGCAACAGAGUGGUUGAGACAGUCGAGGGCAUGACGUACAGCUACGAAGGCAACUACACGGCGUUCAUCAAGCAAAAAGAGCAGAAGAUGAUCCUCUGGAAGAAGAAGUGGGAUCUGCAGGUAACGCCCUGCAGAUGGCUAGUGGUUGCAGGCCUAGGAGUGUAUGGCAUAGGCGCUGAGGAAAAGAAGAGGAAAGAGCUCCAGGACUUCAUCAAGCAGAACCGAGGCGUGCAAUCUCUGGCGAACACCCGCCAGAAAAGAAUGAAGGCCCGGCACCCAUGGAGCUCGGAGUUGGAGGAGCUGACUCAGUGGGGAGCCCAGUAUCUCCAGUACCCGAGGGUCAAGCGCAUCUCCUUCCGGCGCACGCCUCAGCCGGGCGACAAGAUCGGCAUUAUCGGCGGCAACGGCAAGGGCAAGCAUGCGACCAAGUCUAUGCUCAAGGCUUCUGUGCUACCUGCCUAG